AUGCCGUCGGCACCGUCGUGGUUGUUAGACUCGGCAUCGCAGACCAGCCACUCUGUGCCAAAGACACCAACCAUCAAGAAAGAGCCCGGAACAGAGGAGUCGCCUCGUGUACUUGCACAAGUCGAACCGACGCCCAAGAGCGCCAAACGGAAGGCCCGAAGCGAAAGCCCCUCGGACUCUGACCGAUCCAACGAUGGAAAAAGUAAGAAGAAGAGAACCGAGCGCCGGAACAAGUUCAAGACCAGUGAGGUAUGGCAGUACCUUGUGAACGUGAGCUCGAAUACCUUUGACGAGCCCUACGGCAGCUUGACAAAAACAAGGUACAUGCGCAACAUCGUGGCACUUCCGCGCAAGCGUGAGUUGCCGGCGGUAUGGGCAACUCGAUUGGCUUCCGAAAAACCAAGCAGCGAAAUCUUGCAGUUGCUCAUUGCCUACCUCGUUGGUGACGAUCCCGGCGGUUUUCUUUGCGGCCUCAAUGGGCCCGAUUGUGCAGGAAAGUGGCGAAUUACCGGGCCGGCCAUGGCAACAUUCCUGGACGACAAGGAAGCAAUCCACAAAGCUUGCGCAUUCCCCAAGUGUGUCUUCUGCCCAGAGCUUGAAGAUUCCAACAGUACUUCAGGUAAAAGGAAGUGUUGCAAUACAGUAUACCGGGACUCUGAUGACCCUUCAAUGCCCGAGAUUUGGGUGCCGCCCACUCCUGCUCUUGCACCCGACCCGGUUCCCACUCCGGUUUCAACUCCGGUUCAUACUCCGGCUCCCACUUCGGCUCUUAAUCCGACACCAUCGCCCGCGCCCUCGACACAAGCAGCAACGGCACUCCCGGCAAGCCUCAAUCCAGAGACCCCAAGCCAUCAACUUCACCACGAAGCACAAGCGCAGGAGGGAAAUGUGUAUCUUGCCAGCCUCUGGGAGCAGCGAAACGAAGCAAUGUACCUCUCCGGACCCAUUAAUGUCUCGACCAGCUACGCCCACUCAGCCGGCUGGCUUCACCAGCGCGAGGGACAAAUUCUUCCCAUCGGCGCCGACAGCGGCGCAACUCUCCAGAUCCUCGACCUGGAAAACAAGGGCGCCACCGUUCCGCUCCCAAGCGACUCUCAUAAUCUUGUGUGCAUUGUCUUUGAGGGCACCGUGGAGGUCAUCCUACAGGAUACGCCCGUCUUCACCCUCUCGCGCGGUGGCCAGUGGAGUGUGGGUGUCGGAAAGGAGUGCAGAGUUCGAAACCCGCGUAUUGGAACGAAGGCCAUUCUGUACAACAUUGGAGCACCGGUUAGGCAGAACGACGAGUAG
Molecule: messenger RNA, 1287 nt
Organism: Neurospora crassa OR74A
Lineage: Eukaryota; Fungi; Ascomycota; Sordariomycetes; Sordariales; Sordariaceae
Exons: 2
Coding region: 1-1287 (428 amino acids)
Source: RefSeq, a predicted model, not a curated record